UCCCGGGCUGAUUCCCUGCUCCCGGCUGCCGGCGACCCCCGCCAUGCCGCCCCGGCACUCCAGGGCAGCCGCAGGCAAGGCCCCGAAGCAGCGGUCCCCGAGGAGGCAGCGCAGGCUGCAGGCGAGGGAGCGGAGACCCCCGGAGCACCAGGAGCGGGAGGAAGCGGCGGCGGCCACGACCCCCCCGCCGCCCCCCGCGGAGGGCGAGGGGCCGAGCUCGUGCCCCAGGUGCGGGAAGAGCUUCCAGGACGGCUUGGAGCUGGCCGAGCACCAGCGCGUCCACGCCGGCUCCAAGCCCCACGUCUGCCCCGACUGCGGCAAGAGCUUCCGGGACAAGGCGAACCUGGUCCGGCACCGCCGCAUCCACACCGGGGAGAAGCCCUUCACCUGCGGCGACUGCGGGAAGAGCUUCAACGACAAGUCCAACCUGACCCAGCACCGCCGCUUCCACACCGGCGAGAAGCCCUACGCCUGCCGCGUCUGCAGCAAGACCUUCACCGACAAGUCCACCUACAACCGGCACCAGAGGGUCCACACCGGCGAGAAGCCGUUCCGCUGCGGCUCCUGCGGCAAGACCUUCACCUGCAGCUUCCACUACAAGCGGCACCUCCGCCGGGCGCAGGCCCGGGGCCGCUGGCCUUGCGCCAGGGCCGCCCACCCCGAGCCGGCGCUGGACGACGGCGCGGAGGCUCCGCCCGCGGCCGGCACCCCCGGGGACCCAGCGCUCUCCCUCCCCCGGAGCCCCGAGGUGGUGAAGCGCGGGCGGGCCCCCAGCGACAAGAAGCCCUACGGCUGUCCCCACUGCCGGAAGCGCUUCAGCCUGGCCUCAGCGCUGUCCCAGCACCGCCAGGCGCACAGCGGCAAGAAGCCCCACGUCUGCGGCGUCUGCGGCAAGAGCUUCAGCCGCAGCUUCCACCACAAGCGGCAUCUGCAGACUCAUGGCUGCGGGGAGUGCCCCGAUGCCCCCCUGCCCCCUUAGCCCUGGCCCCCCUUCCCCCCCGCCCCUUCAACGGCUGGGAUGAGGAGAAACCUCCUGGAAGCUGCUCUCGGCCCUCCGGUCGUCCGUCUGUCUGUCCAGGGCUCUGGCAGCUGCUGUGCCACUGGGAUGAGCCCAGGGUGGGAAGGGGCAGAUACACAGACCCCCGCCUCUGUCGGGACAAAUGUGCUCAGAUGGCGGGGGGGGGGCACACUCAUCCCGAGUGACCCCAGGGGACCCUUUCUGGCAGGCUGAAUCCAAAUCCUCUAUUUUGGACCAAUUUGCUUCGGGGCUGGGGGCUCCCACCCUCCUGCUCCCCCAACCUGUGGCAGGGAGCAGCAGCAAAAGUGCUCUCUCCCCAUGAAUGCCUGUUAGUGAUAAUAAUUCUGGGGAUUUAUCCUGUCUGGUGAUGCCACCUGGGCUGAUCUUUGCCUGGGUUCGGGUGGGUUCUUCCCACUGCUUUGGUGCUUUACCUGGUCGUAAAGGAGAAUAUCUUUCUGAAUUAUAUUUAAAAAAUCCACCUCAACUUAA
Messenger RNA from Apus apus (common swift), 1507 nucleotides. It is a transcript of the gene ZNF397, whose product is annotated as zinc finger protein 397. Gene Ontology annotation, biological process: regulation of transcription by RNA polymerase II. NCBI's taxonomy places the organism in Eukaryota, Metazoa, Chordata, Aves, Apodiformes, Apodidae. The record is from RefSeq and is a predicted model, not a curated record. The transcript has a single exon. The coding region runs from base 44 to 979 and encodes 311 amino acids. Gene Ontology annotation, cellular component: nucleus. Gene Ontology annotation, molecular function: RNA polymerase II transcription regulatory region sequence-specific DNA binding; DNA-binding transcription factor activity, RNA polymerase II-specific.